Astrephomene gubernaculifera is the source of this 1163-nucleotide messenger RNA. NCBI's taxonomy places the organism in Eukaryota, Viridiplantae, Chlorophyta, Chlorophyceae, Chlamydomonadales, Astrephomenaceae. The record is from the annotation of a GenBank genome assembly.
CUAACAUGCGAUUGACGAUAAUUAUUGCGACUUCGUUAAUGAGCCAUGGCCUACCAUAGUGGAUUCAACGAGGCCAGUGAUCGAUUUCGCGUGUGCUGUGGGUGUCCGCUCGUCCCGUUGAACACGCAAGGAACCGCAGGAGCAACCAAUAAUAGCGAUGGUGACAGUGGUGCAUCAUCGCCAAUGGACCCAGUUGACGAAGCCAUUGAAUUGUUUCGGCCGAACUCCCUGUUCAAGAGCUUCGAUAUCCGAGGUCCCGGCGAUAAGCUACUCGUGUACCUAAUUAUGUUUAUAAGCAGCUGUUUACGACGCAUUGCGGACCGCAAGCCGACCCCCAAUCGCGAGGAGGCACGCAGCCUGCUGUUCUCACAGGCGCACGACCGCUUCCCGCUGCCGGGGCAGGCGGGGUUCCCGCUCGGGGCACUCAUGUCCGCACCCGCGAACAAGGAGGAAGAAGAGACCAUCCGCUCCUACCUGCGGCAAUGCAGGGAGGAGGCAGGACGCCGGCUGGUGGACCGGAUCUACACCGCCAGCAGCAGCAGCAGCGGCAGCAGUACCGGCGGCGCCGGCAGCGGCGGUGGAGGCAACAGCGGCGACGCUUCCGCUGCCGCGGUGCCCAACAAACAUUGGCUCGCCUUUGCCAACCGGCGCUUCAUGGAUCGUACGAUAUGACGCAAGCCGGGGUGGCAUCAUAACCGUGUAAAUGGGAAUACUGCUGCACGUAUCCCUUUACGGUACUUUCACGCAGGUUGUAACUUCGCAGCUACAGUAAUAGGUAGGUAUGGCGCAUGUUGGAAGGGGGUGGUUAGGCAGCAGGCAGAAACCGACCCACCGGGGCGUGCAGGGAAGACUGUUGCGUCAGGAACGACCCGUAAUUUAUGGACCGGCGGAGGAUACCGGUUUGUGACUGGGGCAGAGUAGGUGUAGAGUAGGGGUUGACUGGGGAGGGCAAAACGGCUGGGCGACUGGACGGAAUGGUGUGUGGUUUGACUGCUGCCCUUAGCCUGCAUGGCUGCGGGCGGCCUACUAGUCACGUGGUGCUUACGACGAGGACUGCAGUUGGAAACCGUUCCGUUUCUUUUGCAAUGUAAGGUUCAUCACCCGUGUUCCCUUUUAGGGCACCAUUGUAACGGUCAUUCAUUCAUUUAACGGCAUGCUAGCCA